Molecule: messenger RNA, 3047 nt
Organism: Trichomycterus rosablanca
Lineage: Eukaryota; Metazoa; Chordata; Actinopteri; Siluriformes; Trichomycteridae
Gene: nxpe3
Product: neurexophilin and PC-esterase domain family, member 3
Exons: 6
Coding region: 97-1854 (585 amino acids)
Source: RefSeq, a predicted model, not a curated record
GAGAAGAAAGCAGCAUUGAUCGUAUGGAAAUAUCUGGAACCCACACACUUUGAUCAAAAGAACUGCUUUCCACUCAAGCAUAGUUCCAGGUUGUAAAUGUUCUCUCAGAUAACUGGCACUGUGUGCUGUGAUGCUGGAGGAUGGCACCCGAACAUGGGGAGACAUGUGCCAAGAUUCACACCCAUUUUUGUUGUUUUGGCACUGUCAGUGUUUAUAUUGCUUGUCUGCAACAUUACAUCACUGGAAAAGUGGAACUGUCAGGCAAUGUCCACUUUCUACCAAAUCCAAAACAGCAUCCAUUCAGCCUUCAGGUCUGCUGAAACCCUGUGGCCGCUAGAACUCAACAAUACAUACUGUGCUCACCUGGGCCAGGAACCCACCUUACAGGAGAUCAGAGAAGAGGGAUAUCUGCUCAAUUCAAUUUCAUGGCCAGGCCCCCCAGAGAAAGACCUGCCUUUGCGCCUCAGCAGUGACCCUCUUCAGAGCUAUUUUGUAAUUCAGGGCUCAUCAGAGCAGCGGGUAGGCAAUCAGCUUGUGGUUGACGUCCAUAUGCUAAAUUUUAUGGGUCAGCCUAAGAAGCAUGGUGGAGAUUUCUUGGUUGCACGGCUGCAUUCACCUGAGUUGGGUGCUGGAGUUGCAGGUCAAGUGCAUGACCACUGCAAUGGCAAUUAUACAGUGCUCUUUCCUCUUUUGUGGGCUGGCAUAGUGCAAGUAGAAGUUAUUAUGGUGCACCCCAGCGAGGCUGUGGUUGUGCUAAAGCGCCUGCGGAAGGAGCAACCAGAUAGAGUAUAUUUUAAAAGCUUGUUUCGCUCUGGCUUUCUGUCGGAGACCACAGUGUGCAAUCUUUGCCUACCGCCCAAGCAGCAACCACUCUGUAAUUAUACUGACCCCCAAACUGGAGAACCUUGGUACUGCUACAAACCCAAAAUGCUUGGUUGUGACACACGAAUCAAUCAUUUUAAAGGGGGCUAUAAGAAAAGCCUACUUACUAACUACGAAGCACAGUUCUUUCAAAGUGGUGUGAAUAUUAAAGUUCCUAUACAUGCAUCAGGGAUGUACAAUGUGACUGUAUUACCUGGAGUAAGAGGAAAAAACAAAGUAAAAAGAAUUAAACUCGCCACCUCUGGAUACUACUAUCAUGACUUAUGGAGACCUUUGAGUGGGAAAGUCAUGCAACAAUUCAAUGACUCAUCAGCUAUAACACAGUGUCUUAAAGGGAAGGUUGUAUACAUGUUUGGAGAUUCUACUGUACGGCAAUGUUUUGAGUAUCUUAAGUCCUUUGUUCCUGAGCUAAAAGAGUUAAACCUUCACAGCCCUAAGAAUGUGGGGCCAUUCAUGGCUGUAGACAUUGCAAACAGUAUACUUUUAAGCUACCGUUGCCAUGGGCCACCAAUUCGCUUUACUUCUGUGUCCACCUCUGAGCUGCACUAUGUAGCAAAUGAGCUGGACAGAAUUCGGGGUGGACCAGACACGGUGGUUCUUGUGGGUGUCUGGUCUCACUUUAGCACCUUUCCAGUAGAGGUGUACAUCCGGCGCCUCCGGCAUAUCCGUAGAGCUGUAGUGCGUCUACUGAACCGUGAGCCGGCCACUCUGGUGGUCAUUCGAACUGCCAAUCUGCAGAAGCUUGAGCCAGAAUCCAGCUUAUUUAAUAGCGACUGGUUUUCUCAGCAACAGGAUGUUGUGCUGCGCGCCAUGUUCCGAGGACUCAAUGUGCGUCUGCUGGACGCCUGGGAGAUGACACUGGCUCACCACCUUCCCCAUCAGCUGCACCCACCCCCAGUCAUUGUUAAAAAUAUGGUGGACCUGAUCCUGUCUCACAUCUGUUCUGUCAAAAAAAAAAAGAAGAGGAUUUAAAAAAAGAUUAAAACAUGCAUAUAAGGGAUAGGUAAGGAUCUGAGAAAUAGUGAAAAAAUACAGAUUAUAAAAUAUUAGUUGUACAGAAAUGAAUGAAGGUGAUAAUCAUUAACUUGUAACAGUUUAAAUUGCUUUAAAUUAGGGAAAUACUUUAUAAUUGCUAACAAUAAUUUUAUCUUUUCGAGUCGAAUCACAGACCAUUCCUUUAAAACUAAGACUGAGUAGUUCAGACAAAACAAAAAGUUAAAGGUGUAAUGUAACCUUGAGUUACAUUACAAUCCAGGGCAGCACAGUUGCUCAGUGGGUAGCACUUUUUCCUCACAGCAAGAAGGUCUUGGGUUUGAUUCCCAGGUGGAGCAAUCCCUGUCCUUUCUGUGUUGUUUGCAUGUUCUCCCCGUGUUAGCAUGGGUUUCCUUCGGGAGCUCCGGUUUCCUCCCACAGUCCAAAGACAAGCAAGUGAGGUGAAUUGGAGAUACAAAAUUGUUCAUGACUGUGUUUAAAAUUAAAGACUUGAUCUGAUAAAUCUUGUCAUUUUACGUGGCCUACCACUUCGUGGCUUAGUUGCAGUCGUUCCCAAUCACAUCCACUUGGUUAUAAUAGCACUGACAGUCGACUGUGGAAUAUUUAGUAGCGAGGAAAUUUCACGACUGGACUUGUUGCACAGGUGGCAUCCUAUCACGGUACCACGCUGGAAUUCACUGAGCUCCUGAGAGUGACCCAUUCUUUCACAAAUGUUUGUAGAAGCAGUCUGCAUGCCUAGGUGUUUGUUUUUAUACACCUGUGGCCAUGGAAGUGAUUGGAACACCUGAAUUCAGUGAUUUGGAUGGGUGAGUGAAUACUUUUGGCAAUAUAGUGUAUUUAUCAAUAUUGAUAACCAGUCAACUUAAUGUUGGACUAAAUGUGAAUUACAAGGCCUCCCAAAACUAGCUAUGUGCUUUUGUUAACUAUGCCAAAAAUAAUGAAAAUGCUGUGCCAAUGUUACUCACAUUAUAAAAGCAAACUUAGAAUCUAAUUUACUUUGCAUUUUUUAAAAGUACAUUACUAUAUACUGUUAACUAAAUCACUAGGAAUGUACUAAGAUUGUGUACCUGUAACCAGUGCAAUGUAUAGGCCUAUUAGUUGCUAACCAACUUGGCUUCAAGUUCUGGGUUUUGGUAAUGUUACCUAAUCUGCAUAAAAUGGUUAUGAGAGAA